CGGGAUCACUUCCGCUGCUGAGGUCAGGCACCGCCCCGCUCGGCCGGCAUCGCUCAAGGCGCUGGAGUCAAGAUGGAGGAGUACGCGCGGGAGCCUUGCCCCUGGAGGAUCGUGGAUGACUGUGGUGGUGCCUUUACCAUGGGAACCAUAGGCGGUGGGAUCUUCCAGGCCAUCAAAGGUUUCCGCAAUUCUCCAGUGGGAGUAAACCACAGGCUGCGAGGGAGUUUGACAGCUAUUAAAACCAAAGCUCCGCAGUUGGGAGGGAGCUUCGCAGUCUGGGGAGGUCUCUUUUCCAUGAUCGACUGCAGUCUGGUUCAGGUUCGAGGGAAGGAAGACCCCUGGAACUCCAUCACGAGCGGCGCCUUGACAGGAGCCAUACUGGCGGCAAGAAAUGGCCCCGUGGCCAUGGUCGGCUCCGCUGCGAUGGGUGGCAUUCUGCUGGCUUUGAUCGAAGGAGCCGGUAUCUUACUGACAAGAUUUGCCUCUGCACAGUUUCCCAACGGUCCGCAGUUUGCCGAAGACCCGUCCCAGUUACCUUCGACCCAGUUGCCGCCCUCCCCUUUUGGUGACUAUCGGCAGUAUCAGUAGGACUUCUUCCCCAGGAUCCCGUGACAGGAUGAGCUGUAGUUCAAAAGGGAUUCCAGAAGAUCGAGUUAGUCUUUUAAAAACAUUGACGGGACAACUACGGCCAAACAGGCAAUGAAGAGACACUCAACACUUUUUCUAUUUAAUGAAACAUGGAGAGUGUAAAAGAUUGUUCAUUUAUUUAUUUACACUUGGGUUGCCUUUGUGAUCAAAAUAAAUGUCUAAUAUCUUGAAAAUCAAGUAUGCUAAAAUGCUUAGGAAUUGAAGGACCGGAGGGCUAAUAGCAGUGAGAUUCAGGCUGUCGUUUGCUUGGACACUUCUCACCCAGUUUUGUAUGUCCUGUUAGUCAAACAAUAAAGCAAGCUCCUGGGACUCACUCUUUUAAGACAAGUUAUAGAGUUCUACGUUUCAUCCUUGACUACUUAAGAUCGUGCCAAGUUCACUGAAAGUUCCCCGCAUUUGAUUGGUGGUAAAUUAUGUCUGAGAUGAAUUGUGCUGUGCACAGUGAUAUUAUAUGGAUUGGAGACUGUGGUGAAAUACCUUUACUUUGAAAAUCAAAUAUACUUUGAUUUUCUUGGUCUUGAGGAUGGCAGAUUGAAAAAAAAAGAGCGCUUUCUACCUUUGAUGCACCCGUGUUUGAUCAUCAGAAACCUCAGCAGAAGCAGUUUGCUUCCUGUCUAUCCAAUUCUGAGGAUUUGUGGAGGGAGGGGAUCACUGGGGAAGCUUGGUUUUAUGUGUGUUUGAAAAUAAAAUAUAUUGUUUUUAGUGUG
Molecule: messenger RNA, 1355 nt
Organism: Sorex araneus (European shrew)
Lineage: Eukaryota; Metazoa; Chordata; Mammalia; Eulipotyphla; Soricidae
Gene: TIMM17A
Product: translocase of inner mitochondrial membrane 17A
Exons: 6
Coding region: 73-588 (171 amino acids)
Biological process (GO): protein import into mitochondrial matrix
Cellular component (GO): TIM23 mitochondrial import inner membrane translocase complex; mitochondrial inner membrane
Molecular function (GO): transmembrane protein transporter activity
Source: RefSeq, a predicted model, not a curated record